Messenger RNA from Emys orbicularis (European pond turtle), 1455 nucleotides. RefSeq names its product zinc finger protein RFP-like. The record is from RefSeq and is a predicted model, not a curated record. Gene Ontology annotation, molecular function: ubiquitin protein ligase activity; zinc ion binding; protein binding. Gene Ontology annotation, biological process: protein ubiquitination. Lineage: Eukaryota; Metazoa; Chordata; Testudines; Emydidae. The transcript has 7 exons. Gene Ontology annotation, cellular component: cytoplasm. The coding region runs from base 1 to 1455 and encodes 484 amino acids.
AUGGCUGCUGCGAAUCCAGCCAAAACGCUCCAGGAGGAAGCUACUUGUUCCAUCUGCCUGGAUUAUUUUAAAGACCCGGUGAUGAUUAUAGACUGUGGGCACAAUUUCUGCCGAGCCUGCAUCACCCAGUGCUUGUGGGGAUGGGAGACAAACCUCUCCUGCCCUUGCUGCAGGGGCAGCUUUCUCCGGAGAAACCUCAAGCCAAACAGGCAGCUGGCCAACGUGGCAGAGGUGGCCAAACAGCUCAGCCUGCGGCUGUUCAAAGAGCCUCUAGGGGAGAGGGUGUGUGAGAAACACCUGGAGACUCUGAAACUCUUCUGCGAGGAGGAUCAAACUCCCAUCUGCGUGGUGUGUGACAGAUCCAAGGAGCACCGAGCUCACACGGUGGUUCCCAUCGAGGAGGCUGCCCAGGAGUACAAGGUGCAAAUUCAGAGCCACCUGGAGAUUUUGAAGAAAGAGAGAGCUGAGAUACUCGAGUGUCAAUCGAGUGGGGAAGUGAAAAGCCAGGAACUUCUGAAAGAAGUGGAAGCCGAGAGGCAGAAGGUUGUGUCUGAAUUUCAGCAGUUGCGCCUGUUUCUGGAGGAACAAGAGAAACAUCGGCUGGGCCGGCUGGGCGAGCUGGACAAGGAGAUUGUGAAGAUGAGGGAUGAAAAUGCCACCAAAUACUCUAAGGCACUCACUUGCCUCAGCGAUAUGGUCUGCGAGAUGGAGGGGAAAUGCCAGCAGCCAGCGAGUGAAUUCUUGCAGGUCAUCAGAAGCACCUUGAGCAGAUGUAAGACGGGGAAGGGGAAGUUUCAAAAUCCAACUGCGGAAUCUCCUGACUGGAGAAGAAGAAUCAAAGAACUCUCUCAAGAAACCGUAUCGCUACAGGAUGCUGUGAAGAAAUUCAAAGAGUCUCUGCCAUCUGAAACUGUGUUGAAAUCAGCAAAUGUGAGUUUUGAUCCAGCCACGGCUCAUCCCCGCUUCGUUGUGUCCAAGAGACGGAAAAGCGUGAGAUGGGGAGACACGCGGCAGGAUCUGCCCUACAGUCCUAAGAGAUUUGAUCCUUCUCGCUGCGUGCUGGGCUGUGAGGGAUUCACCUCGGGGAAACAUUGCUGGAUGGUGGAAGUGGGGGAUGGGGGAAACUGGGCUGUGGGGGUGUCCAGAGAGUCUGUGAGGAGGAAGGGAGAGAUCAGCUUGGACCCUGAGGGGGGCAUCUGGGCCAUGGGGCUCUGCAGAGGUCAGUACCGGGUUCUAACGUCCCCUGUGACUCUUCUGACCCUGAGCGGGAGCCCCACGCGGAUUCUGGUUUGUCUGGAGUAUGAAGAGGGGUUGGUGUCAUUUAUAGAUAUUGAUAGCAUGGCCAGGAUAUUUUCAUUCCCAUCAGCUUCUUUUACAGGGGAGAAAAUCUUCCCUUUUUUCCGGGUUGGGGAUAUGCAAACGCACCUCAGGCUACUCCCCUGCAUCACAGGUUAA